AUGCGCCAAACCCUAAAGGUUUGUGCAGGAUUCCUGCAGAAUAUCAACUCUGGCAAAAACAACUUCUUCACAUCGUUGUGGAACAAGCCGCGUACCCGUGAUGAGCGCAUCAAGGAGUAUGUGCCAGAGGUGAUUGACGAGAGCCUCCAGGAACAACGUGCUGUGCUGGAGGAGAGCACCUCCCGCGACGUAAUUGUGGAUUUGGGGCACAAGGUGCUUUCCGAGAUUGAGAACAAAAGUCCAACACCGAGUAUUGCACCUCACCUCAACAAGAUACUGCAGGAAUACGGCUCUAAGGACGUUAUUGCUCAACGUACGUUGAGCUAUCUGCUGUACCCAAGCUCCACAAUGAGUGGUGGACAGCAGCUGCACGAGCUCGUGGCUAACUUUGCUGACAACUUCCGCAGCCUUGUGGAUGAAGUGGAGAAAAAUGGCUGUUCUGUCAGGUCUAAAGCUGAGAAGUCCAGAACGGAUAAUGGUGGUGAGGAGAAGAGGGCAGAAGCGCCGCACGACGACCCCACUCGCGGAACCGAUACGGCGACGAUGUUGUCGUCGUCUGUGGCCACCUCGAAAUCUGGCCCGGUUAUUAUGGCCUCACGGGAGGAGCAUGAGCCGAUGGAUAUUACUCUGUUUAUCAGGGUGAUGUCCGCCAUGGCCCUCGCUAACGUGCAGUAUGGAGACUUGAACAACGCCGUGCGUUGUGUGGAUUUGGCCAUCAGCCAUGUUGUGGAGCAGUCACGCUUGGGUGGUCUACUUGGCAUGAAGGCUGGGAUCCUUGUUCAUCAGAAAAAAUACACAGAGGCACUGGAGUGUGCAAACUUGGCGGUGGAGGCGUCAGGGAACAUACAAGGCUACAUUCAUGGGGCGUUUGCGUUGCGCAUGUUGAAGAAACCGGCAGAAGCGGUGCACCUCCUCGAGAAGGGGCGCGAUGAUCACCCGAUGAACACGCAAAUUGUGGUGUAUAUUGAGGAGGCCCAGAGUGAGGCAGAACAAUUAGCAAAAGAAGAAAAGAAAAUGAUUACCUCUUGA
Trypanosoma grayi is the source of this 1029-nucleotide messenger RNA. RefSeq lists its product as hypothetical. Bases 1 to 1029 code for a protein of 342 amino acids. The record is from RefSeq and is a predicted model, not a curated record. Lineage: Eukaryota; Euglenozoa; Kinetoplastea; Trypanosomatida; Trypanosomatidae. Gene Ontology annotation, molecular function: protein binding. The transcript has a single exon.